AUGUGGGUCUCCAGCGAGACCCAUGAGGAGUAUUGUAAAGGUGGCGCUUCUCGGGAGACUCUCGAGAUUGCCUUGCUCGAGACGCUGAGGGCUUUGGGGCCUGGGGAUGACAAGCCGGAUCGCGUUCGGGCCGGCUUCCUUACCAAAGUCAUCCAUGUCAAAGAGCGCAUGCUUGCGCGGGAAGAAGAGAUCACAGGAGAAUGGUUGACCGAAGAGCGAAUGAAAAACAAGCACGGUUGGGGGAAGUAUCUUGUCUUCUGUUAA
Symbiodinium natans is the source of this 264-nucleotide messenger RNA. The record is from the annotation of a GenBank genome assembly. NCBI's taxonomy places the organism in Eukaryota, Dinophyceae, Suessiales, Symbiodiniaceae.